AUUCAGUGUGUUUGUUUGUUUUUUUCAAACUGAUACCUGACCUUGAACACCUUUUUAAACAAAAACAUCUGUCAAUAAAGCGAUGAUAUAAAAUGCUUAUAUUAGUACUGAAAAACUGCAUAUCCACUUUACAAAUAUAAAUAAUUAUAUAAAUCCACAGCUGAACUGGAGGAGCAGCUGAUCUAGUUCACUCAUGUGUUUCUGGACUAAGAGUUGGAGCAAAUACCUUAUGAUUCAGUGAUGUUUGUUUUUGUUAAAUAUUUUGUAGAUCCAAGUUUGACUCAUGAUGAUGAUGUUCCGAAUUAAACAAAGUUGGUCACAAAUUCUUCAAAGCUGUUCAUUAAGAAUAUAUUCACUUGGACUCAUCAGAGAGGCUUGUGAUCCAAGGGAGCCAUCAACUGGACAAUUACUGACAUGACAACAAAAAAGCUAAGUACAGAGGGGGGGACAGAGGUGAAAAUACUCGUUUUAAAGGAUUGUAAUGUUUCCUUUUAAAAUAAGACUCUAAGGUCAGACAAAGGGACAGUAACUCAUAGCAUUCGACCAGCCCAAUGACAAAACUAUAAGUCUCUUUUUUAACAUCUACUUUUUCAUCUAUUUGGCAGUCACAGUUAAAAGUAUAAACCUUGGCACGCUUUGUGUUGUGAUUCUGCUGUUCGUAAAAAAUUACCAUGCGCAAAGUACCUGACCUUAAGGCUUUGACUUGAUGCCAAUGGCCUGAGGAGGACAGUAUUACCCUUGGACAUGUGUAGUCUGCCGUCUAUUCAAUAGAAGAACAAGAAGCGCGGAAAUGGCACAACUCGUACCGCACAGCUGUCCUCAGUUUCUGGGAGAGUUUAGCAAUGAGAGACUGAUGAUGCAGAAGAAAUCUCCGUGGUUAAAAACAUUAAAAACAGUCGUCCAGGAUGAUGAGAUCCGCCACUGGCUCAGACUGCUGUAUAUCAGCCGGAGACCCGAGAUGAAGUCACGCAGCAGUACCACAUCAACAUGAAGUGUAAGGAGGAGGAAGAUCUGGCUGGGCAGCAGGUCUGGAAGCAGGAGAGGAACUUCAAUCUGGACCAGGAGGACACAGAGCCUCCACAGAUCAAAGAGGAACAGGAGGAACUCUGCAUCAGUCAAGAGGGAGAACAGCUUGUAGUGAAACACGAGGAUGAAGGCAUCGUCAUCUGGAGCGGGGAAGAGCGGCUCAGACAGCUGCAUAACAUCUGGAAACCUGAGAAAGAUUUACAGACCACCGACCUCCACCAGCAAACUACCUGUAAGGAGGAGGAGUUUGUCGCCAAUCAGCAGGAGAGGAACUCAAGUCUGGACCAGGAGGACCCAGAUCCUCCACAGAUUAAAGAGGAACAGGAGGAACUCUGCACCAGUCAGGAGCUGGAGGAGAUUGUACUGAAGCAGGAGAUCAAUAGUUUUAUGGUGACUUCUAGUUUUGAGGAAAGUGACCUCAGUGAAUCAGAACCAAACGAUGACGAGCUCCUUGCUCUUAACUUUCCUGGACCAGAGCUUGAGGAACAGGAAGAAAACCAGCAUGUGGACUCGGGAUCAACUAGAAAUGCGGAGCUGAAGAAAAGGAGACGUCACAAAAACAGAACAGAUAAGUCUGGGAGUGAAACUGAUACAAGUAAAAAAGCUGUAAGCUGUGACACUUGUGGAAAAACUUUUCAGUGUAAAUCCAACCUGACGAGACACAUGAGAGUUCACACAAGUGAGAAGCCACAUUCUUGUAGCACCUGUGGGAAAAGAUUCAUUUGGAAAUCAGGAUUGGAAACUCACGUAAGGAUCCACACAGGUGAGAAGCCAUAUUUUUGCAUCACCUGUGGGAAAAGAUUUAAUAAGAAAUCCGGAUUUGAAAGUCACGUGAGAAUCCACACAGGUGAGAAGCCGUAUUUCUGUAGCACAUGUGGGAAAAGAUUUGGUAAGAAAUCGGGACUAGAAACUCAUUUGAGAAUCCACACCGGUGAGAAACCGUAUUCUUGCAACGUCUGUAGGAAAGAGUUUAGAGACUUGUCGACUAUGAAAAGUCACAGAAGGAUCCACACAGGUGAGAAACCAUAUAUUUGUAGCUCCUGUGGGGAAAGAUUCAGUUGGAAAUCAGGACUGAAUUUUCAUCUAAGGAUCCACCCGAGUGAGAAACCAAAUCACUGCAGCACCCGAGGUAGAAAAUGACCUCAUGCUCCAAGUCACGGUACAUUUUCUGUCCACAGCAGUGAAGGGCACUCUGUUGUUUAUUCCAGCCCUGACUUUAUGUUUCUCUAAGCUUGAUAUUUUUUUAUUGGUCUUUAAAGGUGACACAAAUAUUUAUUGAACAUCUUUUAAUAUUUACCACAGAAACUUGUAUUUCUUCUUCGUAUAGAAGAAAACAAACAUGAAAAUGAGUUUUUCAUCACUUGUUCCUUGUAACAACCAUGACGUGAUUCCUUUUUAUCAGCCAAUAAAUAAGUUUUAAUACACAGGACUAAAGAUAAAAAAAAAAGUAUCCAAUUUUUAUUUAAAUAUUUUUUCUUUGUGAUUUAUGUUAAUGAAGGUUAUACUUCAGUAUGCCUUUGACCUGGUUGUCCUGGUUCUUCUUAGCAACGUGUUGCAAGAUUUGAUUAAAAUUUUGUGACUAAUUUUAUCUAUUGUGUAAUCCCUGCUAAAUAAAAGCAGUUAAAUGUGCUAUAUUGGGUCAUGAUAAGUGUUUAUAUCAUUUUGCCUAAAUGCAAGUAAACUCAAUGUUUGCCAA
Molecule: messenger RNA, 2722 nt
Organism: Haplochromis burtoni (Burton's mouthbrooder)
Lineage: Eukaryota; Metazoa; Chordata; Actinopteri; Cichliformes; Cichlidae
Product: zinc finger and SCAN domain-containing protein 2-like
Exons: 3
Coding region: 988-2166 (392 amino acids)
Source: RefSeq, a predicted model, not a curated record